Messenger RNA from Aspergillus puulaauensis, 1938 nucleotides. RefSeq names its product transmembrane 9 family protein. The record is from RefSeq and is a predicted model, not a curated record. NCBI's taxonomy places the organism in Eukaryota, Fungi, Ascomycota, Eurotiomycetes, Eurotiales, Aspergillaceae. The transcript has 4 exons. Gene Ontology annotation, biological process: vacuolar transport; protein localization to membrane. Gene Ontology annotation, cellular component: endosome; fungal-type vacuole membrane. Bases 1 to 1938 code for a protein of 645 amino acids.
AUGCGGUUCGACAGGCGGACGUCGCCAUUAAUUAACCUUCUCCUAACAGCCCCCACGCUGUCUGCGGCUUUCUAUCUUCCAGGUGUAGCACCCACCUCAUACGAUGAUGGCCAGUCCGUACCUCUCUACGUGAACCAUCUCACCCCCGGGAUAGCCCAGCAGGACGAGCAGCUACAUUCUGUAUUCUCAUACGACUAUUAUCACCCAGCUUUCCGGUUUUGUGUUCCAGAAAAUGGCCCAAAGGAUGUUCGAGAGUCGCUGGGGAGCAUCCUGUUCGGAGACAGGAUCCAAACCUCACCAUUGGGGUUGAGCAUGCGCAAGGAUGAGACCUGCAAAGCGACUUGUCAGGAGGCUACGUUUGAUGCCAGAAGCGCCACGUUUACCAACCAGAAGAUCGGGCAGGGAUACAAUAUCAACUGGCUGGUGGACGGGCUGCCGGCCGCUCAGCAGAAUCUUGGGAAUGAGCCUCAGGCUUAUAGCCCUGGUUUUGCCCUUGGUGAACUUGAUGAGGCCGAACGGCCUGUCUUGCACAACCACUUUGAUAUCUUGGUUGACUACCACCCCGUGAACGUUGGAAACAAGCAAAAGUAUCGAGUCAUUGGUGUGCUAGUCCAACCAAGUUCCCGGAGCGGCUCGCGGGUCUCCGAAGAUGGAACGGCAACGUGCGAUGAAGGCGACCCAAUAUAUUUGGACAACGAUGGCGAGACAAAGGUUACUUGGACUUACAGUGUGAGCUGGCGGGAGUCAGCCACCCCGUGGGCAACUCGAUGGGACAAAUACUUGAAGGUGCAGUAUCCGAAAAUUCACUGGUUCUCACUUGUCAACGCGGCUGUCUUCGUUAUUUUCCUCGUCGGAAUGGUCAGCGUGAUUCUUGUUCGUGCUCUCAAAAAGGAUAUUGCUCGGUAUAACCGCCUGGAUUCGUUUAACCUGGACGAUUUGGACGGAACAUCCGCCGCUGUCGAGGACGGGAUCCAGGAAGAUUCGGGCUGGAAGCUGGUCCAUGGCGAUGUCUUCCGAUGUCCCAAGUCACCUUUGCUUCUCAGUGUGCUUGUCGGAAAUGGAGCCCAACUUUUCAUGAUGACCGGCGCCACUGUUGUCUUUGCGAUGUUUGGCCUGUUGUCCCCUGCCAAUCGAGGUUUCCUUGCAACUGCUAUCCUCCUUAUCUACACACUCUUUGGAUUCAUCGGAGGCUACGUUUCAUCGAGGGUUUACAAAUCAUUUGGUGGUGAAGCCUGGAAACGUAACAUUAUUAUGACCCCCGUACUGGUCCCAGCGUUCAUCUUCAGCGUCUUUUUCCUGCUCAACCUAUUUGUUUGGGCCAAGGGCUCAAGUGGUGCUGUGCCAUUCGGCACAAUGCUUGCGCUCGUGUUGAUCUGGUUCGUUAUCAGCGUGCCAUUGAGUGUUGCCGGUAGCUGGCUUGGGUUCAAGCAGCAGAUUAUUGAGGGCCCAACAAAAACCAACCAAAUCCCUCGGCAAAUCCCGCCCAUGAGAGGUAGCUUGAAGACAGUUCCAUCGCUUUUCUUGACUGGUAUCCUCCCAUUCGGCGCUAUUUUUGUGGAGCUGUACUUCAUCAUGACAUCUCUGUGGACCAACAAGAUCUAUUACAUGUUUGGAUUUCUGUUCCUGUGCUACGGUUUGAUGGUUGUCACCACCGCUGCCACGACAGUCUUGCUGGUAUACUUCCUCCUUUGCGCUGAAAACUACAGGUGGCACUGGCGAGCUUUUGCAGGCGCAGGAAUGACCGGUCUGUAUGUCUUCCUUAACGCUCUUCUUUUCUGGGCCACCAGGGUAAGCUUCGGCGGUCUCACCGGGGCUGUGCUCUACGUGGGCUACUCGGCAUUGAUCGGAUUCAUCGUCUUUAUCCUUACCGGCGCGAUCGGUUUCUUUGCCAGUUGGCUCUUUGUGCAACGCAUUUACGGCUCGAUCAAGGUCGACUAA